CAGUGCAUUAUUUUCUGUAAGGUGGAUUUUCUUUCUGCUGAUGGCUGUACAAUUGAACAUGGCCUUUCAGUGGGUCAGGCAGCCUGGAAUGGAUGUGGCAUUAAUGGUUUUGAUUAUUGGACUCUGGCCUGUUGUGAUAUGUGAAGAAGACCUCUGUAAUAAUAACCAAGUAAUUAAAGGAGGAUGGAUCAAAUGGCCAGAGAAUCGAGUCGAAAGAAGUGUGAUGACUUACAUCUGUCCUGAUGGAUUCCGACCCUAUCCUGUCAGCUGGAGGUACUGCAGCAGGGACGGUAAAUGGAGUCAUCUGAGAAACGUUUAUGGUGAAAGAGCACAGGAGGCAUCAUGCAAAGAAGUAACUUGCCUUGCUCCUCAACUUUUUGAAUUUGGAAUACUCAAUCCUCAGAAAACCAUCUACAAAGUCAAUGAAUCCAUCAACUUUCGUUGCUUUGAUGGAUUCCAGCUGAUCGGUUCAUCUUCAACGACAUGUUUGCCAAAUGGUCAAUGGAGUGGGAAAGUGCCCAGAUGCAACACUAUAGGCACAUUCUGUCCCAACCCUGGAAUACCCUUUGGUUCAAAACGAAUCGGCAACAGUUUUGAUGUCUUUUCGGUUGUACAAUACCACUGUGGGAGAAACAUUUUACGAGGUUCUUUGAGACGUAAAUGCUUGGAAUCGGGCGAGUGGUCUGGAGUGGAGCCUCGAUGUGAAAGCAGAUAUGCGUUUGAUAAUGUGAAGGACCUGGCAAAAGGACUGGACAUCUUGGAGUCAACAAUACACAGUGCUGACCUUAGUUCUGAAAAUGAACAGAAGACUUGGUUCGAUAUCUUCUUUGUCGUCGAUGUUUCAGGAAGUCUUGGGAAUGAAAACUUUGUCAAGACUUUUGACUUUGUUACGACUUUUAUCCAGAGGGUGUCAGGUACUAAAGCUGUGGUCCGGUUUGGAUGUAUUGCAUUUGGAUCUUAUCCUUCUAAUAUCACAGAAAUCAAGGAAGAGCUUACCCCUGAGAUUGUGAUAGAAAGGAUUAAAGGUGUUCAAUAUAGAGACUAUUACAAUAACAGAGGAAGGAGGGUAGGAGCAGCCCUGGAAAUAGUUUACUCCGCCAUUAAUGAAACUCUUCAGACAAGGAGAAGGCAACCUUUGCCGAAACAAGUCAUUUUUAUCAUCACCAAUGGGCCUUACAAUGGAGCUCCUUCACCUGUGGUCGUCAUAAAGAAAAUUUCAAAUCUCCUCUCGCACCUGCCAAACAGUCUUGAUAUUUAUGCCAUCGGAAUUGGGGAAGUACAGAAAAACUAUCUGGAAAGUUUGAUCCCAAUGAAGGAAACACUGGUGCAUGAUCAGCGGUAUGCCUUCUAUUUGCCAACCUAUGAUUAUCUGGAGGAAGCACAGGAAAAGCCCAAAAAGAAAGAUCACUCACAGACCUUUGAUUGUGGCAUCCGAGGGAAUGUGAUACAAAGACCAGUUGGGAGAAUAUUUGGUGGCAUCAAAUCGAAAGAGUAUGAAUGGCCAUGGCAAGUCAAUAUAGAGUUCCCAGACAAAGAAUUUUGUGGGGGUUCAAUCAUCUCAACACGUUGGAUUCUCUCCGCUGCACAUUGUUUUAAUGAUUCAGUGAAUGUGAAAAAUGACAUAGCUAUAUGGAUUGGUUCAACCAGAAGGAAGACAGGUUUGCAAAAAUUAUCUGUGGAAGAGAUCAUCUUGCAUGAAAACUUUAGUGAACCCACAGAGAUGAACAACGACAUUGCCCUUUUGAAGGUUAAAGAAACCAUCAAGUACAGUUCUCAUGUGAGACCUAUUUGUUUGCCGUGCACAAAGAGGAGCGCACAGCUACUCGUCUCACCUACGGGCAGAUGGAAGGAAGCUUGUCGUUAUGAAGAUAUUAUAUUGACAAGUGACAAUGGAAGAAAUGAGAAGAUACUUUCAGGUUAUGUGACUGGGUGGGGUUACUAUAAGAAAAAGUCGACUGUAUCAAGUUUCAAUCUGCUGCAUGCCCAAGUGUACAUUCAGAAUCGCUUGAUGUGUGCUUCCGAAUAUCCGCUGACUGAAACCAUGUUCUGUGCCAAAGGGACAAAUGCAGACAGCUGCAAAGGAGACUCAGGUGGGCCCCUGGUCAUGGAGAGGAAUCACCGAUGGAUCCAGGUCGGCAUCAUCAGUUUUGGAAGAACGAAGAUCUGCGGAGAAAACAUCAUGGGAUUUUACAGUAAUGUGCCCAAGAUGAUGAGCUGGAUUAAAGAGAGAGUAACAGAGCUGGAGUAUGAAUAAAGAGUCAAGAGCACAACCUGAACCUAGUGUGUGCAAUAGAGUCUCAAAUCAAAAGCCCAGUAAAUUGGAGAAAGCAUCUUGACUAAUCAACCCUAAGUAACAUCCAGCAUGUUUUAAAUGUGUGGAUAAUUCUAUUAAGUUAGCAGCCAGAGGGGUUUUCUCCCAUGUGGUAAGCAUUCAACCGUUGAGGUUGAAAUUCCAAACAGGAGAGGAAAAUGGCAUAAUUACUGUUUGCAGGCUUUUCCCUGGGAAAAAUUUUCAUAAUUUCCUUUAAAUAAUCUACUUUGAUGUUGCUUUUCAAGGGUGUGUCAGAACGUUGAAGCAAGCACAUUACACUCUUAUACAAAGUUUUGUCAUAUAUCCGGAAAAUAAAAACAAUCUGGAAAAAGGUAUUGCAGUCAUAACUCAAAAAUCCCAAUCAGGUCGUUGAGAGUCAUUUAAAGAGAUGAUUCAGUUGUUCAAGUCUGCUCAUGGGAGAGUCUGCACCCCAUUUCUUCAUUAUUACCCUUAUCAUUUUAUAUUCCUUAUUUAAUUCAUUUUCAAAUUAUGUUUACUCACUAACAAUAUCCGCUGUGGGAAUCCAUUUCAUAAUCUGAAAAGCCACUGUAUUAAAGUAUUUCCUCAAUUUCCUUUUUAUCUAUCUUUUAGGAAGACAAAUGUUUAUUGGUGCAAAUCCAGGCCCCUUCAUUGUAUUAAGAUUGAUAACUGCUCCAACCAAUUCCUCCUGUAACAGUUCCCUUUGGUGGCACUUUGGGGCAACAAGGGCAGCUACUGCCUCACAGGUCCGAUGACUCAAGUUCAAUCCUGACCUCCACUGCUGUCGACGUGGAGUUUACACAUUCUCCGUGACCACGCGGAUUUACCCUUGGUGCUCUAGUUUCUUCUCAGAUCCCAAAGAAUGUACUGGGUGUUAGGUCACAUGGCCACUGUAAAUUACCCCUGGUGUGGUGGGGAAUAAUUAGGGGGCUGUUAAUGGGCAUGUGUAAGAGAAUAGGUUACAGGGAAGUAGGGGAAUGGGAUUGUUCUGAGAGCCAGCAUGGACUCAAUGGGCUGAAUGUCCUCCUAUCUUGUGAGGAAAUAUCAGAAACAUGAUUGGUGCUAUGUAUGCUUAAAAAUAAUUAAUUAAAAUAGACAAUUAAA
Molecule: messenger RNA, 3394 nt
Organism: Pristis pectinata (smalltooth sawfish)
Lineage: Eukaryota; Metazoa; Chordata; Chondrichthyes; Rhinopristiformes; Pristidae
Product: complement factor B-like
Exons: 18
Coding region: 41-2254 (737 amino acids)
Biological process (GO): proteolysis; complement activation
Cellular component (GO): membrane; extracellular region
Molecular function (GO): G protein-coupled receptor activity; serine-type endopeptidase activity
Source: RefSeq, a predicted model, not a curated record